Molecule: messenger RNA, 2303 nt
Organism: Cyprinus carpio (common carp)
Lineage: Eukaryota; Metazoa; Chordata; Actinopteri; Cypriniformes; Cyprinidae
Product: protein odr-4 homolog
Biological process (GO): intracellular protein localization
Cellular component (GO): endomembrane system
Source: RefSeq, a predicted model, not a curated record
AACUCAAGCCGCAAAGCAGCACGGACCUACAGACGUAUUGUCCAAUCAGGUCUCUUGAACUGAAGAGCGUGUAUUUGAUGCGACGAUUUGUCACGUAUUGGGUCCACAGCUGUUUGAAGAAGUGAGCGUGAUCUCAAGAGGCAGAAUGGGUAGGAGUUACUUUGUAGAUGAAGCUGUGGAGGAAUAUCUUGUUGGGAUUCAGACAGCUCCCGGCUCAUGUGUGACCGGACUCCUGGCUGGUCAAUCCUCUCCUCAGAGAGAUUUUGUGGUGCUGGCUGUGCAGACUCCUCACAGGGAGAGUGAGGGGCAGCCGAAGGCUUCGAGAGGGGUCAGCCCACUGGAUGACAUUGAUGUGGAGUGGGUCACAGAACAUGCCAAGCAGGUGUCCCGCAUGUUACCAGGAGGUCUUUGCAUUCUUGGCCUGUUUUUAGUAACCCCACCUGAACUCUCCAAAGAUGCCCAAAAUGCAUUAAAAAGGCUUAUAUUUGCUAUGGAUAAAUACAUAACUAAGGGAAGAUUGUGGGAACUGUCAGAGGAGGAUGUGACUGAUCAAGUCACCCUGCAUAUCUGCUCCAAAACAAAGAAAACUGUCUGCAAAACAUUUGAUGUAAAAGAUCCAAAAAGUUCGGCCAAGCCAGCAGAUUGGAAGUAUCAGACAGGUGUCUCAUCAUCCUGGCCCAUGCUGAGCUGCUCUGUUGCGGUGGAUGUGCAGAUCCCUAUGACAGGAUCUUCUUCUGAUAUCACAGACAAGUGCAUGAAGGAUGGUCUAAGGAGGUGGGCUAAACAGAUUGAGGCUGCUUGCUGUCUCAUAAAUGGCAGACAUGCAUUAGAUGACUCUGAACUCGUAUCAGGACAGAAAAAGAACCCAAAAACAACCCAUCGUCAGACACUGCCAGCACGGAUCUUUGUCUCUGAUGAACAGGCAGAGCUGGAUGAGCGGAGCAGUGCUCUGGUUCAGCUGUGCAGCGGCUCUGUGAAGGUUCGAGGGGUGGUUCACUGCAGGGCCUACAUCCACAAUAACAAACCCAAAGCCAGACAUGCAGCACAGGCCAUUAAGAGAGACAUCAUAAACACGGUUUGCUCCAGAGUAGAGAUGUUUCUGGAAGAUCUUUUAAUAAAUGAAGGGAGUCACAAAGGUCUGUGCAGUGGGCAGCAGGCUCUUCCUCGGCGUGUGUUUGCACCAGUGCCCGUGUCCGGUCUGUCUGUGUGUGACUACAUGUUUCCAGAUGAAAGUACAGCAGAUGUGGCCGAGCGUCUGAAAGAGAUGCUGGACUGCAAAACACCAGAAGAGGACAUAGAUACUAGUUUGGAGGGCAAUCAAUUAUUUUCCAAUGUUUGUGGAUCAGAGAUAACUGAAAGCCCCAGUGAUGAUUCUAGUAAGCAUGUCUUCUCAGAAGUCCAAACUGAAAAUCCCAAAAAUCAGAAAGCCCCUCAAUAUUAUGCUGGUGUGGCCAUAACAGCAGCCGUUGCUCUCCUUGCCACAGCCACAUCACUACUGUAUUUUAAUGAAUGACAAUGGAAAUAGAAAAUAUGUUUGUAUGAGUGAGUGUAUAAGUAUGCAUAAGUGAGUGUGUGGAGUACUCCCUUAUAAUCAGUAGGUUUGGCUAUUUGAGUCUAGACAAAUCUUAAUGUUAUACUAUACAAUGGCAAUCGAGAGAAUUACUGUAUGUCUCUAACAUUCACAGCCUGAUCGCACUGAUGCCUACUGAUGGGUUCAUUCUGUAGCCAUUCUUCUGAAAUGAAAUGUUCAUCAAGAGACCAAUCAAUCCAUUUCUUUAUUAAAAUGGCUUUGUGUGUCGUGGUGGAAAAAGGCCUUUCGCAAACUGUUGCCCCAAAGUUGUAAGCACACAAUUCUCCAGAUUGCAAUCUUCUAAUGUUGCAUUGAAAUUUAUAACUGAAAUUAGUGGAAUAGACAAACCCGCUAAUUUGAAGAGGCUAUUCUCAUGUUUAUGGCCAUAUAGUUUAGAUAAUAUACAUAUACAUAUAUAUAAUGCACAUAUACAUAUAUAUUAAACAUUUUUGAGUAAUAAUAUACCGGUUAAAGUGUAAAUUACAAUUAUGUGUUUUGUUUUUUCUUCCUUUUUUUUUUUUUUUUUUUUUUGAAAAUUGUUCACCAGUGGCAUGUUUUCGUCUCAUGCCACAUUAAUAACAGAUUAAAAGAAAAAUGUUCAUUGUCAUCCUGCACGUUUGUUGCUUUCUUCAGUAUAUUGUCAAUGUGCCAUUUGUCAUGUCAUUAUCAAACCAGUUUCUUCUGGCUUCUGUAACGGUGGAGCAUUAAAGGCAUAAAGGAAAUGUUAUAUUAA